UUUGUGUUCAAAUAUGUUUUCGGCAAAAAUGUGGAUAGUUUUUGUGUUAACAGCUGUAAAUGUUUACGUGGAAUCUUCAGAGGAAGUGACAUUAUAUUGCCGCCCGGACGAGGAACUCUACGGCUGCAUCAACGCGCCCUGUGGUAGGUGGGAGUGUUCCCAACCUGAAUCCGGCAUAUGUGUCGACGUGGUACCGGGAGGAUGUAUACCAGGGUGUAAGUGCAAGGAACCGCUACUCAGAACUGAUGAUGGAAGAUGCGUACCCGCCAGUCAGUGCCCACCACCAAAAUGCCGCGGUCCCAACGAGUUUUUCAUGUGCGGGCCAGCUUGUGACAACGUCUGUUCUGAACUAAACAUUCGUAACCAGACCCAUUGCGACAUACUCAACAUACAAUGUAACCCCAUGUGCUACUGUAUAGAAGGGCAUGCGAGGGAUGCUAACGGAAUAUGUAUACCUAUCGAGCACUGUCCAGCACAAAUUUGUGGAGAAAAUGAAGAAUACACGCCAUCCGGUAUCUGUCAGGCACGAACUUGCGAUGAUCUAGGAUAUCCACUACCUUGUUAUAACCCGAAUUCUGGAAUAACAAUUAACCAAGGCCCGGGGUGCGUCUGCAAGCCGGGAUAUGUGAGAGAUUGCAAUGGAAAAUGCAUUCCUAAUUCACAAUGUCCUUCAUGUGGUGGUGAUCCCAAUGCUACAUCAGGAUGUAGUACAUUCUGUACCACAUGCGAUAACUACGGACAAGAAGUAGUUUGCAUACAAUCUUGUAUUCUGAAUGGCUGCGCUUGCAAAGACGGGUAUAUCUACGACAUUGCCAAUAAAAAAUGUGUUCUACCACAAAAUUGUCCUGCUAAAACAUGCAACAAACCAAACGAAAUAUUAGGGUGCAAAAACGCUUGCCCAGUAAGAACAUGCGCAAGUACACGCUACAAACAGCUAUACAAAUGCCCACCACCACCAAAAGAUUGUGAGCAGGGGUGCGUUUGCGCACCUGACUUCUUCAGGAAUAGCAACGGAGACUGUGUCCCUAGGGAUCAGUGCUUUCCAAACAUAACUUGUAGAACUGAUGAAGAAUACAAUAGCUGUGCCAACGGUGGCUGCGGUAGAUGGUUAUGUUCCCAACCUAGUAGUAUAUGCAUCGACCCGGUAAAAGGAGGCUGCGUGCCUGGGUGCAGAUGCAAAGCACCGCUGUUGAGGACAAGCGAUGGUAGAUGCGUUCCUGGCAACCAAUGUCCACAACCUCAAUGUGGAAUAAACGAAGAAUUCGUUCAGUGCAAGGAUUCAGUUUGUCGUCCUCAAACAUGUGGAGAUUUAGGGUUCCCUCUAGGCUGUCUGCAAGCUAUUGCUAAUAACAAUGAAGGCAAGACUUGUCAGCAAGGUCCAGGCUGUGUCUGUAAAGAAGGGUUUGUAAGAGACAGCAACGGAAAUUGCAUAUCAGCUGAGCAAUGUCCCUCAUGUGGAGGUGACCCUAACGCUACGACUGGUUGUGGUACAUUCUGUACUACAUGCGAUAACUAUGGGCAAGAAGCUUUUUGUAUACUACCAUGCCAACUGAACGGCUGCGCUUGUAGAAAUGGUUACAUCUACGACACUGUCAAUAAGAAGUGCGUUCUCCCACAAAACUGUCCUCCUAAGCAACUCUGCACCAAGCCUAACGAAAUCUCCGGAUGCAAUAACACUUGCUCGCCUAGAACAUGUGAAGCUAAAGACAGGAUAUACGAAUGUCCACUUUCGCCACUUACUCCUCAACCGUGUGUGCAAACUUGUAUCUGCGCUCCCGGCUUCUACAGAAAUGCAGCUGGUGACUGUGUUACCAAGGACCAAUGCCUUCCAUUAAACUGCCGACCUGACGAGGAACUCUACGGCUGUAUCAACGCGCCCUGUGGUAGGUGGGAGUGUUCCCAACCUGAAUCCGGCAUAUGUGUCGACGUGGUACCGGGAGGAUGUAUACCAGGGUGUAAGUGCAAGGAACCGCUACUCAGAACUGAUGAUGGAAGAUGCGUACCCGCCAGUCAGUGCCCACCACUUCAAUGUGGAAAAAACGAAGAAUAUGUUCAGUGCAAGGAUUCAGUUUGUCGUCCUCAAGCAUGUGGAGAUUUAGGGUUCCCUCUGGGCUGUCUGCAAGCUAUUGCUGAUAACAAUCAAAGCCAGACUUGUCAACAAGGCCCAGGCUGUGUCUGCAAAGAAGGGUUUGUAAGAGACAGCAACGGAAAUUGCAUAUCAGCUGAGCAAUGUCCCUCAUGUGGAGGUGACCCUAACGCUACGACUGGUUGUGGUACAUUCUGUACAACAUGCGAUAACUAUGGGCAAGAAGCUUUUUGUAUACUACCAUGCCAACUGAACGGCUGCGCUUGUAGAUAUGGUUACAUCUACGACACUGUCAAUAAGAAGUGCGUUCUCCCACAAAACUGUCCUACUAAGCAACUCUGCACCAAACCUAACGAAAUCUCCGGAUGCAAUAACACUUGCUCGCCUAGAACAUGUGAAGCUAAAGACAGGAUAUACGAAUGUCCACUUUCGCCACUUACCCCUCAACCGUGUGUACAAACUUGUAUCUGCGCUCCCGGCUUCUAUAGAAAUGCAGCUGGUGACUGUGUUACCAAGGACCAAUGCCUUCCAUUAAAUUGCCGACCUGACGAGGAACUCUACGGCUGCAUCAACGCGCCCUGUGGUAGGUGGGAGUGUUCCCAACCUGAAUCCGGCAUAUGUGUCGACGUGGUACCGGGAGGAUGUAUACCAGGGUGUAAGUGCAAGGAACCGCUACUCAGAACUGAUGAUGGAAGAUGCGUCCCCGCCAGUCAGUGCCCACCACCUCAAUGUGGAACAAACGAAGAAUAUGUUCAGUGCAAGGAUUCAGUUUGUCGUCCUCAAGCAUGUGGAGAUUUAGGGUUCCCUCUGGGCUGUCUGCAAGCUAUUGCUAAUAACAAUCAAAGCCAGACUUGUCAGCAAGGCCCAGGCUGUGUCUGUAAAGAAGGAUUUGUUAGAGACUGCAAUGGAAACUGCAUAUCAGCUGAGCAAUGUCCCUCAUGUGGAGGAGAUCCUAACGCUACGACUGGUUGUAGUACAUUCUGUACAACAUGCGACAACUACGGACAAGAAGCAUUUUGUAUACUAUCAUGCCAACUGAACGGCUGCGCUUGUAAAGAUGGGUACAUCUAUGAUACUGUAAAUAAGAAAUGUGUUUUACCGAAAAACUGCUCUAAGAAAUGCAACAAACCUAACGAAAUUACUGGAUGCAAAAAUGCCUGUCCACCUAGAACUUGCGAAGCUAAAGAUAGAGAAUACAAAUGUCGACCUCGCCCACAAUUUUGUGAACCAGAUUGCGUCUGCGCUCCGGGCUUCUACAGAAAUGCUGGUGGUAACUGUGUUACUAAAGAACAGUGUGACCAAUGCUCCGGUCCCAAUGAAUUCUUCUCUUGCGGUGGUGCUUGUGACAACGUAUGCUCAGAACUGUCCAUCCGGAAUCAGACAAAAUGUGACAUCAUCAAUAUAAAGUGUAACGACAAGUGCUACUGCUUAGAAGGCUUUGCGAGGGACGCUAAAGGAAUCUGUAUACCUAUAAAGAAAUGUCCAAAUCCAGUACAAUGCGGUGAUAAUGCGGAAUUCGUAACUGAACCAGUAUGUCGUCCCGAGACUUGCUCAGAUCUCGGCUUUCCGUUACCUUGUCUGGAUCCUGAAUCUGGUAUCACUGCAAGCCAUGGCCCAGGUUGCGUCUGUAAAGUUGGGUUUGUGAGAGACAAUAAUGGAAAAUGCGUAUCAGAGAAACGGUGUCCUUCAUGUGGUGGUGAUCCCAACGCUACAACAGGUUGUGGUACAUUUUGUGAAACGUGUGACAACUACGGGCAAAAUGCACCCUGUAUUUUUAUAUGUCGGUCGAAUAGUUGUGCAUGCAAAAAUGGAUACAUUUAUGAUACUCUAAAUAAGAAGUGCGUUUUGCCACAGAACUGCCCUGCUAAAUGUAAUAAGCCUAACGAAGAAUGGGGAUGUCAGAAUGCCUGCCCACCUCGAGUUUGUGAGUCUAUAGGCAAGAACAUCAAAUGUCCAAUUGUUGCCCAAGUGUGUAUCCCGGCAUGUAACUGCAAGAGAGGGUUCUUCAGGAAUAGGUCUGGUGACUGUGUUUCUAAGCAACAAUGCUUGGAACCUCCAAAAUGUGGGAAAAAUGAAGUGUACGCAAAGGCCGUGAGCUGCCCGCCACAAACUUGCCUAAGUAGACUUGCACUGAUCAACUGUCCUCCACAAAAUGCGACUAGUAUUGCCAAAUAUGAGUGCCGCUGUAAGCCAGGAUUCUUAAGAAACGAGAUAGACGAGUGCAUCCCUGCAGAUAAAUGUUCUUCAUGUAAUGGUAAAAAUGAGAUAUACGCUCGUUCUGUGAGUUGUCCACCUCAAACCUGCAUCAGUAUCACAGCACGCUACAUUUGUUCCGAGUUUAAACCUCCAACUACAGAGUUUGAGUGCCGAUGCAGGCCAGGAUUCUUCAGAAAUAAAAUCAAUGAGUGCAUCUCUACCGAGGAAUGUGGAAAGUGCACAGGACCAAACGAGUACUAUUCCUGCGGGCCAGCUUGUGAUAAUGUCUGCUCUGAACUCAGCAUCCGGAAUCAGACCAACUGUGACAUUAUCAAUAUCAAGUGUAACGGCAAGUGCUACUGUAUCAAAGGAUACGCAAGAGAUGCCAAUGGAAUAUGUGUACCGAUCAAGGAUUGUCCACCUCAAUGUGGACGAAAUCAAGAGUACGUGGAAUGUCCAGACGCCGUAUGCCGUCCCAAGACCUGUGAUCAAGUCGGGUUACCAGUAGCUUGUCCUGAUCUAAGCACUGGUCUAAGCUGCCAGAGCAAGCCCGGCUGCAUCUGCAGUGAAGGUUAUGUACAACAUCAAAACGGUACUUGCAUACCGUACAGCGCGUGUCCGUCGUGCGGGGGAGACGCGAACGCUGUAUCUGGAUGCGGGGUAUACUGCAACACAAAAUGUACCGGCAACACAAAGAUAUGUCGUAAGAUAUGCGAAUUCAACAGUUGUGAUUGCAAGCCCGGCUUCCUACUCGACACCGUGCUGAAUGCAUGCGUCCUCCCUGACAAGUGCACCUGUGGUCCAAACGAAGUAUUUUCCAAGUGCACGAAUAGAGCUUGCCACAGAAGCAACUGCGCGCAGUUGUCCAUACCUUGGGUCUGCAGAGCCCUGGCAACACCAUCCAGUUCUGACGAAUCCUGCGUACCGGGUUGCGAGUGUGUUCCCGGGUACUUGAGGAACAGUAAUGGCGACUGUAUUCCUCAGAAUCAAUGUCCAGAAGCAAAGAAUCAGACUGGCAGCAAUACAAAUGGAGAUGUAAACGCAGCUGCUCAACUUGAAAAUGGAAACGGUGUUUUUACUUCUAGAUUCUUAUAUGAAGCCGCGAAGAAUAACCCGGGACAGAGUGUAGUGGCGUCCCCGUUGAGCGUUCUAUUCCUGCUGGCACAAUUAGCCCUGUUCGCAACAGGUGUAGCGUUAGAACAACUCAACGCCUUGCUGAACCUCAAUUCUCCACAACAGAUACGAGGAACUAUACCACCGUACUUGAUAUCGUUUAAUUCUGAGAAAAAUAUAACACUUCGACUCGCAGAAAGAGUUUACGGAAGUGAAAAAUACCCGUUCAGUGAGAGUUUCAAAGAAGUCACAAGGAAUGUGUUCUUGGCCGAAGCUCAAAAUCUUGACUUCUCCAACCCCAAAGACGCUGCAAAAUCCAUUAAUGACUGGAUUGCGAGUCAAACUAAUAACCUCAUUCAAAAUUUAGUUCCUGAAAACAGCCUCAAUGCAGAUACGCGCUUGGUUCUAACAAAUGCAAUCUACAUGCGGGCCAAUUUUUCCAAACCGUUCAAUAUAAAGAACACACAGCCAAGGGACUUUCACGUAUCCGACACAAAAACCGUAACUGUACGAAUGAUGAAUCAAGUUUCAAGGUUCAGAUAUGGAGUUAUGCCAAAAUCACAGGCACAGGUUGUUGAGUUACCUUAUCAAAAUGAGAACGCGUCCUUGCUAAUCCUUCUGCCUCCUAAGACAGCUGACGGCAUGGACAACUUGCUUGAAGAACAGCUAGGCUUUGCAUCCAUAACAGCUGUUCUAUCGAACCUUUCAUAUAAGAAACUUGACCUAUCCUUACCGUCAUUUGGCACGGAAACUAGAACGGAUUUAAAGGAUAUACUGGAAAAGGCUGGUGUCAAACAAAUAUUUAAAUCAGAUUCGGGGUUAAGUGGAAUAUUCGCGAAACCAGAAAACGUAUCUGUAUCUUACGCUUCACAGUUAGCAAAAAUUACCGUGGACGAGUUUGGGGCUGAAGCAGCGGCUGGAAAUGCAAUUGUUGUGGGAGUCACAUCAGUGGGAGUGAUUGAAGAUCCGAUAGAUUUCAACGCGGACCGCAGCUUCCUCUAUUACCUCUUACUUAGAGGAAACCCCCUGUUUUGUGGCAGAUAUGCUGGCCCUCAGUAAAUUUAUAAUAAAAUUCGUGAAUUUAUAAAUAUCAUCAAAUUGUUUACAGAUAAUACUACCACUUUAUAUAACUAUGUUUAAAUUUAAUAAUAAUACUAGAU
Molecule: messenger RNA, 6555 nt
Organism: Aricia agestis (brown argus)
Lineage: Eukaryota; Metazoa; Arthropoda; Insecta; Lepidoptera; Lycaenidae
Product: zonadhesin-like
Exons: 36
Coding region: 14-6454 (2146 amino acids)
Source: RefSeq, a predicted model, not a curated record